UCUUGAAACCUUGGAAGAUAAUCUUGAUUUAGAUCUUUGGAAUUUAUGUGCAGAAGCGGAAGCAUUUUUCGAGAUUCUAGAACUUUUGAACUCAAUUGGAAGUAAAAUUGGUGCAGUGGCAGAGAAAAUUGAUGAUAUGCGGAAUAUUGUUCUCUCUUCUGUACGAUUUUCUGAUCCGUCAAAAAGAGUCGAUCGCUUGAUCAAAGAUUACAAAAAUUACAAAGAUCAUUUUGAAACAGGAUUGAAGAUUCAACAAAUAUUGGAUGAAGUAUAUGAUUCAUUGAUGAACAGGGUUAAAAGGCUGAUGAGAUUGCGCUCAAUUCACUACGAUGUAAAGAUGAUAAAGGCGAUAGGAUUCUUUUCUCAAUUGUUUGGUUACACAUAA
This is a messenger RNA of Ilex paraguariensis (yerba mate), 385 nucleotides long. Lineage: Eukaryota; Viridiplantae; Streptophyta; Magnoliopsida; Aquifoliales; Aquifoliaceae. The record is from the annotation of a GenBank genome assembly.